Molecule: messenger RNA, 363 nt
Organism: Saxophila tyrrhenica
Lineage: Eukaryota; Fungi; Ascomycota; Dothideomycetes; Mycosphaerellales; Extremaceae
Exons: 2
Coding region: 1-363 (120 amino acids)
Biological process (GO): cristae formation
Cellular component (GO): MICOS complex; mitochondrial crista junction
Source: RefSeq, a predicted model, not a curated record
AUGGGCUUCACAACAGGCCUCCUCGGAGGCUUCACCCUAACAACAACCCUACUAUACCUGUCGCUCGACCUACACACGCGAAACCGAGUCUACCAAUCCGCGCUCCUGCACCAACAAAGCCUCAUCCUAACGAACGUCGUCGAGCCGUUGCCGCCUUCACCACCACCCACAAAUCGCGAGAUACAAGCGGGCGUGCUAGAGCGGGCGAAGGACAGAUGGAACGCAGAGUUGGAAAGCAACGUACGGAAGCUACAGCACGUCGACUGGAGUGACGUGCGAACGCGGAUGGAGGAAGGCGUGAGUUCGGUGUACCGAAGAGCGUUCGAGAAGGGAAGGGAGGUUGCGCCUGAUCCGCCUAAGUGA